Messenger RNA from Trypanosoma rangeli, 1536 nucleotides. RefSeq lists its product as uncharacterized. The transcript has a single exon. The record is from RefSeq and is a predicted model, not a curated record. Bases 1 to 1536 code for a protein of 511 amino acids. Lineage: Eukaryota; Euglenozoa; Kinetoplastea; Trypanosomatida; Trypanosomatidae.
AUGGCCUCCACAGAAGCAUCGCUCAGGCUGAAAAGCCCAAGUUUUGACACACCGCCACUGUCGCCACCGUCGCUUAUUGAACGACAACAGCCGAGUUGCGCGGAGCCUUUAGCGCAGUUUCAGCUGCUUCGGGAGUUGAGAGCGCAUGUUGCCGUGCGUGUCAUGGAUGCUGGGAACUACAGCGAUCCCAAUGUUUCCACCUCGUCGUCUCCAGCGAAGAAGUCGCCAAAAUUUUCAUUAGGGCGCUCGCUUCUCUCAGUGACUUCGUGCCUUGUCUCCAAAGUGGCUCCCUCCCCAGAAGAACGCCACAUCACUAUUGAGGAGGCAGCAGCGCACACAGUAACGUUUGUCGUGCGGCAUUUGCCGAAGGGAGUAGGUGCUGGCGAGGCGGUUCAAGAGCUCGGGGACGUCAUUGUGAGCUAUCCUCUUACGAUGCUGAUGGAUGUCUCCACCUUCUCAGUCCCUGAAAAGAAUGCCUUCCUGUUCAAAAUGUUGCCAGAGACCUUCCACCCCACGUAUGCCACGGAGAGUAGCAGGAGAACGAAGAACACUGACUUGGGUAUUACGUCCCCACCCACCUCCUCGUCGUUUGUCAGCGCUAGUGGCGAGGUUGGGUUGCAGCUGAUUUUUAAGGAAACGCUUGCCGCAUUCCCGCUGGCAAAGGACAUUUUUCGGAAGGUCGAAAUGCGGUUUGUCUCGCCAAGAGAACGUGAUUUGUGGCUGAAUUGCCUCGAGAAGUUUUACGCCACAUUUUUGCUAGAUUCAGUUCGAACGGGCGGUGGGGUUUGUCUCUGCGACUCGGAGAUGAGGAAGCUCACUGAGGAAAGUGCACGGCUGAUGCGGCAAAAGCCAGCACCCGCCGUUAUUGAGCGUUAUAUCGACUUUUUUUUGUCCUUUGUGAGUCGGGAGGACGCUGAUCGAACGCAAGAGGUGGAGGUCGUGGAUCCGAGGGACGUUCCAUGUGGAGGCAUUCUUCGCAUUGACCUUGGCGAGAACCACUUUGAGACACGACGGUUUGCCUACAAGAAGAACAAAAGACGUUCGGCGUCGGCUGGGCAUACGUUGGAGGAGGAGGAAGAGUACCUUGUCAUGCACCCAACCACCGUGUCGCAGCGUGUUCGGAGGGUUGCGAAGUACAAGGUUCCAAUUGGGCAGCUGCGUGUGAUGGUGGAGGAGGAGCACUUUGGACACGCUUUUUUCCUCGAGCAGACGGCAGAGGUCACGAGCGGAAGUCCGAAAUCUCUCCUGAGUCUCUUCCACAGCCAGCCCAACAACUUGCAGUUGGCAUGGGCGACGUCGCCGCCAGAAGGCUCCAAUGACUUUGUCGUCACGGAAACGAUUGAACUUCAUGCCAGUGGGUUUCUGAACCGCAUCCGAUGGCUGAAAUGGUUUGAGGCGGUACUGCGGAAACCUGUCAUUUAUCUUUCCCGUCUCCGCGAGGAGAAAAAGUCACUUGAGAGGAUCCAUGACCCACGCCGGCGGCGCACGUCACUCUUCCUAGAGCCUCUUCCUACCACCUUCGCCGGCGACGACUGA